Scylla paramamosain (green mud crab) is the source of this 2337-nucleotide messenger RNA. RefSeq names its product nucleolar complex protein 4 homolog. Gene Ontology annotation, cellular component: small-subunit processome; Noc4p-Nop14p complex; nucleolus. The transcript is spliced from 12 exons. Gene Ontology annotation, biological process: ribosome biogenesis. Lineage: Eukaryota; Metazoa; Arthropoda; Malacostraca; Decapoda; Portunidae. The coding region runs from base 168 to 1778 and encodes 536 amino acids. The record is from RefSeq and is a predicted model, not a curated record.
UGUAAACAAACUCACAUGUCCUGGCUUGUGUGUGGCGUAAGACAAACACCUUCAUAUUUUCUAAAGUUUUGACCUCGUGGCGCCUCGCUGACCUGACCUGAGACACUGGAAGGAAACUAGGAAGAUAUCCUGACAAUUUGAGCACCAGGAGGAGGAGGAAAACCAACAUGGCGACCCAAAAAACAGGAAGAAGAACAGUGAAGAAUUUAGUGAAAGAAUUUAAAGCAGACAGAGUGAAAAAUGCAAAUAUUAUUGUCGACAUUAUGGAAAGACUGGAGAGCAGUGACACAGGAACCACCCUCUCUGCUGUGACGGGUCUUCACCAUGUUUUCACCCACUUGCUGUUAGAGAGAGCCAUCCAGAGGACAUUUAAAAGUGAAGGGGAGGACAGCGCGAGGAACAAGCUUAACAAAUGGUACAAGGAAAUGUUUGAGGAUACACUAAAGUCUUUUCAUAAACUACUUAAUCACCCUGAGAAGGGCGUGCAGGAGCUGGCCUUGUCCUCCCUCCUGAAGUUGCUGCAGUGUGAAGGUCUACAUCCAAUCAUAAGGAAGACUAGCUAUGGUUUUCCCUACAAGAGACUUAAGGUCAUCAUAGCAGAGGUCGUGUCAGUCUCGGAGGACCAUCGCCAUCUUGUCACCCUUCUACAGGAGUACUUGGAGUGUCAAGAUUUCCUUUUCUACACUCUGCUGGCAGUCACAGAGGUGGUCAAAACACACGCACAGACACACACACAGACAGACACACUGACAGAGACACCAGUUACAUUUAUGAACAAUUUAAUCCUAUUGGUGGAGAAGCUCAAGGUGCCCCCCCCAGGAUCCAGCCGCCCCCUUGUGCCCCCCCUGCUCUUCCUUCGUCCCCCACAAGAAGCAGAGAAGCAAAGGAAAAAGCACAAAAAAGAAGAAGAAGAAGAAGAAGAAGAAGAAGGAGGAGGACAGCCAACCUUCUCUCUCCCUUACCCUGACGCGCGCCACGCCCUGAACGUCAUCUGGCCGGCUAUAUUAAACUACCCCCUUACCCCAGAGCUGUUCCGCAGGGUCCUGGUAGCCUUACCUGACCUUGCAAUGCCCCAUCUAGACAAACCUCUCGCUCUUACUGGGUUCUUCAUGGAGUCGUACAAUAUGGGUGGCGCCAUCAGCCUUCUAGCCCUCCAGGGAGUGUUCAUUCUUAUCAACAAACACGAUCUAGACUACCCCGAUUUCUACAAGAAGCUGUACGCAUUAUUGGAACCCACAGUCUUCCACGUCAAAUAUCGCGCAAGAUUCUUCAUGCUUUGUGACCUAUUCCUCUCAUCCACGCACCUCCCUGAGUACAUCGCAGCCUCGUUUGUGAAGCGCCUGGCCCGUCUCUCCCUCAUGGCUCCAUCCUGCUGCCUCCCUUUAAUCAUUAAAUUCAUUCUCAACCUUUUAAUUCGCUUUCCCGGCCUGAAGAAACUUGUCCACAACACGUCCGUUACUGACCACGCAGGCGACCCCUACCAACCGGGGGAGGCAGACCCGGCGCUCACCAAGGCCAAUCAGAGCAGUUUGUGGGAGGUGGCAACACUGCAACACCACGGGAUGCCUGUAGUCUCUCGUGCCGCGCAAUUUACAAAGAAACAAGCUCUUCCACAAACUGAGGUGGAUCUUGGGGAGCUUGUGGAUCAGGGAUAUGAUGAGUUAUUUGAAAGGUCAUGCAAGGUCACAGUGAAGGAGGGCAUCGCUACGACCUUUGUCAGACCCCAGGGACUCUUUCUGUAUCCCGAGGGCAAGAUGGCAGACACCUGGGCCAUAUGACACCCCUCCAUGCCGACCCAGGGGUGACUGAAGGACCUAGGCGAUGGUGGGUUCUCAGGAAGACUUCUGUUCCUUACGUGGCGUCCGUGAGAAGUGGUAAUGGUUGUGUUCCUGAGAAAUUCUAGCUUAUUUUAUCGGUAUUAUUAUUAUUGUUGCUGUUUUAGUGAUGUGUUUGUGUUGUAUUUUUGUUUAUUAGUUAUUUAGUUGUUUGUUUACUUUGAUUUAUUUGUUUUAUUGGUAUUUUGGUUCGUUUUUAUUACUUUAUUUAUUUAUUUAUUUAUUUAUUUAUUUAUUUAUGUUUAUUUUCGCUAGGUUUACAUUUAUACCUGUCUAUUAUUAUUUAUUUUUUCUUUUUUUUCAGUAAAACGAAAUAUUUAGACAUUUUUCAACACAAACUAUAUCUGAAAUUACUACUAUUAUUAUUUUUUUUCAUAUUUCUACAUCCCUAUUACAUAUAUAUAAUAGAAAGUUGUUUUAAUUAUUAUUUUUUAUCUUAUUAUAAUAUUUGAAUGGUGUUUUGUGUAUUAUGUAUUCAGUAUUUACAAUAGAAGUUUAGAAA